Vespa velutina is the source of this 1231-nucleotide messenger RNA. RefSeq names its product serine/threonine-protein kinase Nek8-like. Gene Ontology annotation, biological process: protein phosphorylation. NCBI's taxonomy places the organism in Eukaryota, Metazoa, Arthropoda, Insecta, Hymenoptera, Vespidae. Bases 223 to 1113 code for a protein of 296 amino acids. The record is from RefSeq and is a predicted model, not a curated record. Gene Ontology annotation, molecular function: protein kinase activity; ATP binding. The transcript is spliced from 6 exons.
AGUGUCCUCUGCCUUCAUCGUAUUGUCAUUAGUGUACUUUAGUGUAUAUAAGAGAAUACUUUUAAUGUAUAUAAUCACAUUUUUCUGUAAACAAUCCCCAAAUCAAGUUAUGAUUCAUGAAUACAAUUUUACAAAUUUAUACGUCGUGUGUUAAACAAAAAUUUAUAUGUCAUAAUUAAAUAUCAAUUAUUAACAAAUAAGAAAACAUAUAAUUAUAUAAAAAUGAAUACGUGUGUCAAAAAAUAUAAGUUCGAAGCUAUAUUGGGCAGGGGAAUGUUUGGAACUGUUCAUCUAGUUAGAAGAACAGAGGACUUGAAACCAUUUGUUAUAAAGGAACAGAAUCUAAGUAUAAAAAAUAAUAUAUCAUCUAAAAUGGCCUUGAGAGAAGUGCAAUAUUUGCAAAAAAUGAGACAUCCAAACAUUGUUGCUUAUCAUGCAGCUUGGAUUGAGAAUAAUAAAAGUUACAUUCUUAUGGAAUAUGCAACUCGUAGUACAUUGAAAGAAUUAUUGGAAAAACGCGACUUACCGCUCAUGGAAGAGAAUGCUUUGUAUUUGUUCUCACAAAUUACUCUUGGAGUCCAUCAUAUACACACCAAGAAAAUUCUUCAUAGAGAUUUGAAACCUGAGAAUAUUUUGUUGACUGGACGUAAAGGAGACAUUGUUAAAAUUAGUGACUUUGGUGUUUCUAAAGAUAUACAUGAGGAAUCCAUGUGUUGCGCUGGAUCUUACUGCUACAUGGCUCCAGAAAUGCUUUCGAAUCAACCGUACGACUUAAAAUCGGAUGUAUGGAGUAUGGGUGUUAUUCUUUACGAAUUGGUGACAAAGCAGCUACCAUUUUCUGCAUCUGAUCUAGCUGAGAUCACAAGAAUGGUGUGUUAUGAAAAACCAAAACCGUUUGAUAAGAAUAUUUCAAUCUCGACAAUACGAUUGAUAUCAAAAAUGUUAAGGAAACAAGUGACCUAUCGUCCGAGAACCGAUCAAUUGUUACUUUGUCCUUACUUAGUUCCAUUCGUCGCUCGAGUUCACUUAAAUCUCGGCAGAAUUCAAAAGUUUUCUUUUCAGAAUAAAGAAAAUUUUAACCUUCGACUUUUUCAAUAUUUUAUAAAAUCUUAAAGUAGAUACAUACUCGUCCAUAUUUUUUAUCAAUUAAAACUUUUUUUUUAUAUAUAUACAAAAUGACAUUUUACAUAUUAGAUUAAAUUUAUUUAUGUGACUCUGCAAACAAAAAAAU